Hibiscus syriacus is the source of this 1143-nucleotide messenger RNA. RefSeq names its product transcription factor bHLH123-like. The record is from RefSeq and is a predicted model, not a curated record. Gene Ontology annotation, biological process: regulation of transcription by RNA polymerase II. Bases 1 to 933 code for a protein of 310 amino acids. Lineage: Eukaryota; Viridiplantae; Streptophyta; Magnoliopsida; Malvales; Malvaceae. Gene Ontology annotation, cellular component: nucleus. The transcript is spliced from 7 exons. Gene Ontology annotation, molecular function: DNA-binding transcription factor activity, RNA polymerase II-specific; RNA polymerase II cis-regulatory region sequence-specific DNA binding; protein dimerization activity.
AUGGCAGAUGAGUUUAAUACAGGAAUAAAUUGGUGGGAUUCAUCGAGGACAGCCGGUUCAUCUUCUGGGUUAAACAAUAGCUUUGGUUGGGCCACUGAAAUGGCUGAUAUCAAAACAACAGCUGCAGCAAGGUCUUCAAUGGAUUGCGUCUCAUCAGUUGUUUUCCAGGAGAACCAUAAGCUUCAAGCCAUGGAUUGGAACCAAGCUUUGCUCCGUGGGGAGAAGCCUGAGUCUACUUUCGGUUCCAUGCUUCAAGACCAUAUCUUGAGCACAUCAACUGCCAACUAUCAUCAGCAGCAGCAUCAACAAACAGGAUUUGAUCAAUUGUGUCAUGAGAAUAGUUCGACCAAUUAUCAAUAUGGCCAGUUAAAUUUCUCAAACAAUGCUCCUUUUUGGAACCCAUCUGCAGCUUCCAUGGCUGAUCAUGUUAAGCCCGCGUUUUCCCCAUCAUUGCAACUCCAGUUUCCAACAGGAAUCUUCGAUGAAAAACCACUGCAGAAUAUAUCCGAAGUUCGAGACACGAGCACCGUGGUGAAGAAAAGUGGAAACGAUCCCACUUCUAAAAGGCCACGAAACGAAACCCCAUCAAUCAUGCCAGCUUGUAAGGCGAGAAAAGAGAAGAUGGGGGACAGAAUCACUGCACUCCAACAAUUGGUUUCACCUUUCGGAAAAACUGAUACAGCCUCAGUUCUCUCAGAAGCCACUGAAUACAUAAAAUUCCUCCAUGAACAAGUCAGUGUUUUAAGUACCCCGUACAUGAAAAACAACGAAGCUGCCAUACAAUACCAGCAGGAUCCUGAGAAAUCCAAUGACCCUGAAGGGCAUCUAAGAAGCCGAGGACUAUGCUUGGUGCCGGUGUCCAGCACGUUUCCAUUGACACACGACUCGCCUGUUGAUUUCUGGACACCAACACUUGGAUCGACUUUCGGGUAGAAAGUGAAAGAGAGAAAAAGGGUUUGAUAUUCAAGAUGGACUGAGAGGAGUUCGUCCUCUUAAAAUUUUAUAAUUUCGUCCCUAAUAUAAGAUGUUAGGUCCAUUCUUGCCGGUAGAUAUAUGCAAGUAAAUGGAACUGAUAGUGAAUGAAAGAGUGAAAGAAGUCACCAUUUAAAGGUGAAGUCCCAGAAGGGGAAAAAUAAUGAAAAC